GUGUUCGUGAAAAGUUUUAUUAAACAUGACGGCUUGUAAUUUCCAAACGAAAUUCGAAUGUAGCUAAGUAAUGCGAAUCUACAAAGUUACUUUAAUUCAAUUUAUGAAGUUCAUAUGUUGAUUCAACGCUACCACCUUCUACCGACUAAUGCGGAACAAGUUUAACACAGCGUUAUCAAGCGAUGACUGGAGAAAGUCACAGGUACGACAGACAUCGACAUGGUAAGGUUAUGGUCAUUUGUUCUGGUUUGUUUUAUGGUGUGCGCUUUAAAUGGGUACAAAUAUGAGAUUUCAACGUUUACUGGUAAUCGGUUUGGUGCAGGCACCGACUCAGAUGUGUUUGUAACAUUGUUUGGCGACAACGGAGAUUCGGGAAGAAAAACCUUGGAACACAGUGGGUCAAACGAUUUUGAGAGAGGGCAGAAAGAUGUUUUUACUGUGGACGCUGAUGAUCUUGGGCGACUAAAUAGACUAGUCGUUGGCCAUGACAACACAUGGCUAGGUGCAGGAUGGUUUCUUGAUAAGAUCACUGUCAAAACUGAAGAAGGGGUGACCUAUGAAUUUCCAUGCUACCGCUGGCUGGCUAGUAAUGAAGGCGAUGGAAAACUGCAAAGGGACCUCAUACCUUCAUUGACAUUUACUGAGAAUGAGACUGACACAGGACAAUGUCAGGAAGCUCUCGGAAUAUCAGACGGGAGGAUCAAGAAUACUCAACUAUUCGCUUCAUCAUCGGCAGACGAAACUCAACAACCAUUUCAUGCGAGGAUAAACAAAACAAUAAAAGGAUCCAGGGGAGGGUGGUGUUCAGCCUUUCCUGAUAAUACAGAAUUUAUUGAGGUUGACUUUUUAAAACCGUUUUUAAUCUCAGGUGUAGCAACACAAGGGCCGGCAUUGCUUGAUAACUGGGUUACGGAAUAUAUAUUGCAAUUCAGUAACAAUAAUACAAAGUGGGAACCAUAUAAAAUUAAUGGUACAACCCAGAUAUUUAGUGGUAAUGUCGACCGUACCAAUAUAGUCACCCAUUGGUUUGCCAAACCUGUGACGUCCCGCUAUGUGCGACUUAUACCUCAGACGCGGCAUGGUUCAACCAACUGUCUAAGACUGGAGCUUUAUGGGUGUAAAACAGACGAGACAGGGGUCGCCAGAACGAUCGGGUCAAAAGCAAACGACCCAGACGCCCUUCUAAAACAAGUUCUGUCACAUGCUGUCGUUUACUUUCGGUUCGAGGACGACCGCAAUGACGUCAUACAAGAUGAUUCAAGCAACACAAAUAUCGGCAAACUGAUAGCCCCAGCAACGACACCAAGCUUUAGUGAAACCUGUGGUAAAGGCUUGCAACUGAGUGGCGGAGCUCUGUUAAUUUCUGGUGAUACGUUCAAAGAGAAACCGAAUAUAGCAAUAACAAUAUCGUGCUGGGUUAAUAUCGCAGAGAAGAAAGGAAAUGCCACAUUGUUCAGCACUGUUGGUGGAGCAAGUUCAAAAUUUAAAUCCGAACAAUAUAGUGUCAAGAUUGAAAAUGGAAAAUUUGCGUGCUUGCAUCGUAACGAGGAGGGAAAGUUGGUUUUUCAGAUUGUUAGUCACCAAAAACUGAAACCACGUAUUUGGAACCACGUCGCUUGUACGUAUGACUCCCAGUUAAGACGAAGUGCCCUGUUUGUAAACGGAAAGCAAGAUGCCACUAAAAAAGGUGCAGGCAUGUUGUCGCAAGACUGGGAAGGACGUGCAAGUAUCGGAAAUAGCGAGGAUAAACCUGGUUCCCAAUGCAAAAUAGACGAGUUCUAUAUGGCAGAUACGGCGUUGAACGAGAAGGAAGUAGCUCGUUUGAUGGACCAGUGUAUAUUUGAAAAAGAAUGUUAUUUUUCCCUUGGUAUGGAAAACAUGAAAAUAGACAACGCUCAAGUGACUUCAAGUUCUGUGUUUGGCCUCCACAAACCAUACUACGGUCGUCUAAAUCUGCUUUCCUUUCAUGGGGAUCCAUCCCGUAGUGCGUGGUGUGCAAGUUCCGGGGACAAAAACCCCUAUCUUCAAAUUGCAUUUGGCCAAGAUACAACAUUGUCUGGUGUAGCAAUUCAGGGAUUGUCGUUGUUCGAUAAUUUUGUGACGAGUUUCAGAUUAUGCUAUAGCAAUGAUGGAAAUAGUUUUGACUGUAUACAAGAAUCGGGGAAUGGAAAUGAGAAGACCUUUCUAGGAAACGAUGAUAAAGAUUCGGUUCGUAUCCAGUGGUUGGAUCAACCAGUAGAUACCCGAUAUCUGAGAUUUUACCCCCAGUCUUGGUACGGCAACCAUAUAUGUAUGAGAGCUGAGGUGUAUGGCUGCAGAAGAGGAUUAUUGAGCAAUACCAUUGACACAGAAGCGAGUCAACGAAGUGACACAAAGAAUGACGUAAGGCAACUAGUAAGCUACGGAACUUGCAGCGUUGGCUGUGGCAAGGGUACCAAGCGUAGAAAACGGUUAUGUACCAGAGGGAUUUUGUGCCCUGCAAACGCUGACCAUCUGAUAGACAGGGUACCAUGUACAAAACCAGCGUGCCCAGUCUGUUUUCAACAGCUGGGUGUGGCAAAUGGUUUAAUCCCUGACAACGCAAUAACGGGUUCGAGCAGUUUAGACGACACUUUGAGACCGUACUAUGGUCGCGUGUUAAAGGCUGGCAGUUCAAAAACAGCAUCUCGUGGUUGUUGGUGUGCAAGAAAGUCUGAUACAGCGCAAUUUCUCCAAGUUGAUUUACGACGUAGCAUGACUGUAACAGGUAUCGGUAUACAAGGUCAGGUACUAGGCAACAACUGGGUGACUAGUUUUAGAAUUACUUAUGGAAUUGAUGGCAUAACAUGGAUACCUUAUACAAGAAAGGAUUUCCCACAAGAGAAGGAAAUCUUCCUUGGUGCGGAUGACAAAGCGACCGAAGUAGUGCGACCGUUGGAUCGACCAAUCGUGGCCAGAUUUGUGCGAAUUCACCCACUUUCUUGGAAUGCCCUUCAAAUAUGUUUGAGAAUUGAACUGUAUGGUUGUACUAUAAAGGAAGCUGUGAUGCUGAAACGUCCGCAUAAAAUGAAACCAUCAGCGCCAAACCCCUUACAAAAAUUACUUCAACCAGAGAGGACGAGGAACUCGAGCAAUGGCACACAGUUCAUCAUCGAGUUGAACAAUACCAUGGCAAUCCGCUAUGUUGGUGACAGACCAACUGGCAAAAUAUCUUUGUCUUUGGCGAAUAUGACGUUAAUUUCUAAUAUCAAUACCACAAUUACAGGGGUCCGAGAGCUAUGCCGAAAGACAGGUAUACCGGACGCUCUCUGCAAGCCGAAGUCGAUCUCCCAAAUGGAAUCGCAGACGUUUGGCAAUGUUUCAGAAUUUCCAAGAAUCGUUAACGGUUCAAUUGGUAAGCAAAUUUUAAACUUGGCAAAAUUCAAUGACAGAACUGCUCAAAAAAACCUGGCCAAUCUCAAAAACCCGUUGUCUGAUGUAUCCGCCGUCAAAAUCUCAAACAAUCAAGGAAAUGCCGUACAUGCACAAAUGAACGUCAACCCGCAUUCAUCUUCCAUUUCCAAAAACUCUGAAGCUGAAAAUGAUAUCAUCUUCGGUUCCCAACUACCUUCAGCUGCGAGUAAACCGCCGACAAUGUCCUCACCAGCAACACAUUUGUCAACUUCCCCACCCGCUACGCAUUCACCGAUGAACAAUAAGCCACAAACUAAUUCUGUGCUGCAUAUUUCGGGCGAUAUACAUUCUAAUUCGCCACAAGAUUUCCCACUGCAUGUUACAACUAUAAAGAAUGUAUCACCACCUUUUAAGUCACCGUCUACAGCUUCUUCGACGUCUUUCCAACCUACAACUGACGCGAAAUCCACGUCAGCAGCUCUUAAAAAUGUCUCUUCCUCGCCCCAAACUGAAUCUUCACUCCAAUUCAACCCGCCAACUUCGUCUCCUUAUUUAUUGGAAGCUUCGUCCUCGCAAUUACAUACCGCAACAACAUCACCAUCAUUACAGUCACAUCCAACUCAAAACCCAUCACCACCUCCCUUUGGUCCAGUAUUUCUUCAAGAUGUCUCGUCUACACCACGACCACCACCGCCACCUUCGCCACCACCAACACCACCACCGCCACCGCCACCACCACCGCCACCUCCACCACCACCUCCACCCCCACCAUCAACACCACCACCGCCACCACCACCUCCACCACUACCACUAACACAACCACCACCACCACCACCGCCGCCGCCACCACCACCACCACCACCACCACCACCGCCACCACCACCUCCACCACCUUUCUCUGAACCUCCCUCGCCUCCAAUACAGCAAACUACCCCACCACCAUCCCUACCACCGUCCCCACCACCAUGGUAUGACCAUCACCCGGACUAUGUUUCAUCAACACCUUCCCCGCCCAUCAACAGUCCAACUUACCCAGGAACGACAAGCUCACUAGACACAUCCUCAACUAUAGCUGACCAAAACGUUCAACUCUUGUAUUCCACGACUCCAAAGCCGCACGAUCCUGCCUAUGACGACUUGUUAAGGCAAGUCUCUCAAGAUCCAAUGCCAAACCUAGACGCAAGUGCAGUUCAAUCACAGGACGCGGCACAAGCAACAGUUAACCAGCCAGGGAUUUCGUCUUCUCAGGCGACAUAUCCAGACGUCGGUAACACGCUCACAUACGGAAGUUCAGCACCUAAUAUGUACAACUCCAUGAGCUAUGACUGGUCAGACUUUGGCGCGUGCAGCGCAACAUGUGGCCAAGGGUAUAAAAGACGAAUCCGAAAGUGUGACGUACCACAGCGUUGUUCUGAUAGAAUUGCAGAAGAUGUCCAACUAUGCUACAGCGCGCCUUGUGAAGAUUUUUCCAACCCCUGGUCGGCGUACAGCCAGUGCAGUAGGUCUUGUGGUGGCGGUCAACGAACACGUACAAGAAGUUGCGUUGGCCAAGUUGCGUGUCCAGCAUCAGGAAGUGAAACUCAAAAUGUACCAUGUCUCAUUUCUGACUGUCCAGUGUUGCACUACGAUUUUGAAAAUACCACUCAAGAGAUAAUCCGGGACAAAUCAGGCCACGGUAAUAACGCUUAUUUAGAGAACGGCGCUGAAAUUCAGCCAGCAAGUGACGCUUGUGGUUUUAAAGCAGUCCUUCGGCCUCGGGGAGAUAUAUUGAUGGAGGAUUUUAAGCUGGAAAGUAAACCGACGAAUGCUAUAACUAUUGCUGCGCGAGUACUUCUUCAAGACAUCAGAGGUUGGCAUUCAAUAUUCAGUACUGUUAAGACUACGGACGGCGGAGAAAUCAAAGGUGGGUUUCACUUCGAGAUUGACGACGGGAACGUACGAUGGUUUCAUCGCAAUCACGAUGACCACACCGUGUUUGAUGUCAGAACUUCAGAUCUCGUUUUCAAACCUAAUACUUGGCACCAUGUGAUGGGCACCUAUAAUUCCAAAUUAGGCCAGGCUCAGGUUUACGUCGAUGGUAUUGUAAAAGCACAUUCACCCGGCUUUGGCCUCUUGGAUACUGAUUGGGGUUAUAAAGCAUGCAUUGGCAGUUUUGACUUUGAUGGGAGGUAUUUAAAUGGAGAAGUGGAUGAUUUUCAGGUGUUUAACUACGCUGUCAUAGACAAGUUUCAAAUUGAGAAUCUAAUUAAAUCAAAAUGUGAGAAAAAGCCAGAAGAAACGGUAGAAUAUAAUUCAGGCAGCCAGUGUUAUCUGAUCAGGUUCCACAAAAAUGACUUAUAUACGGUUUAUAGAAUUAUUAACCUGAUUAAUCGAUAUUUUUUAUACAACGUAUAGUAUUUUGAGAAAAUUAGGCGUAAAAUUUCUAAAUAAUAAAUCAUCAGCGUGCGCAACAAUUGAUUUCAGAGAUGAAUCUAGUCCGUAUAUCUGAUGGGUUAUUAAAUCCAUAAUUCCCGUGGUUAUUUCGCGGUUAUUAUUCCCGAGCGGGUGCGGAGGUACUAAUUCCGCUCGGAUAUUUACACCCACGAUUUGCGAAGGUGAAAUCAAAGU
Messenger RNA from Dendronephthya gigantea, 5979 nucleotides. RefSeq lists its product as uncharacterized. The record is from RefSeq and is a predicted model, not a curated record. Gene Ontology annotation, molecular function: protein binding. The transcript has 25 exons. The coding region runs from base 220 to 5766 and encodes 1848 amino acids. Lineage: Eukaryota; Metazoa; Cnidaria; Anthozoa; Malacalcyonacea; Nephtheidae.